Hansenula anomala is the source of this 711-nucleotide messenger RNA. RefSeq names its product Gld1p (gene GLD1). Gene Ontology annotation, cellular component: Dsc E3 ubiquitin ligase complex. Lineage: Eukaryota; Fungi; Ascomycota; Saccharomycetes; Phaffomycetales; Wickerhamomycetaceae. Bases 1 to 711 code for a protein of 236 amino acids. The record is from RefSeq and is a predicted model, not a curated record. Gene Ontology annotation, biological process: SREBP signaling pathway; protein processing. The transcript is spliced from 2 exons.
AUGGUCUACAUACAUAUAGAGGAAAAAGCUCAUUCAAAUGAAAAUUUAAGGGUUCUGAAAGAGAGAAAGAAUGAAUUCAAGAAUCAUCUAAUUAAAUCAUUUGAAAUAACUGGGUUUGGUUUCAUAAUAAUGUUAUAUUUGAAAGAUUCUUCAUUUAUACGAUUCGCUAUAAGGAUGCUGCUUCAUUCUGUUUUAUCAAACCCUUUCCCCAGUGACAUAGCUAUUACAUUGACUGAUCAAUUCAAAAAAAACGUUGCAAAACAAUUCUUUUAUGUGAUGGUUAUCACAAAUAUUCUAUUCACACUUUUGGAUCUAAUAGUUGGUGUUCCUAUAACGAAUGAUGACAAUUCAAAUUAUCUUUAUGGAAGUUUAACAUUACAAAUUAUUGGAGAUUCAAAGCCAAGUUCAAGAUUCUCCUUUAUUUAUUAUAAUUUGAUCAUUUCAAUUACACAAUUAUCAUUAUUAUAUUUAAGUUUUUUCCUUAAUGUGAAUCAAGAAAUCAAUGAUAACAAUGAAUAUGAUCCGGAAACAAUGACUUAUUCAAUUAGUCAAAUUGAAGGGGAUGGUUAUACAGGAAUGGCAAACAUAGCCAAAAUUUCACCAAUUGCAAUUUAUAACGAAGUUAAAACUAUUACUAGUGCAAACUCUAAUGAUGUCGAAGCAACCAAUAAUUACAUGGGGAAUAGACUUAAUAUUUCAUCAAUGCUUUAA